AUGGGCAAUUUAAAGUCUCACCUUCGUCAACUUGAUAAGAUUUUGCCUCCUGAAGAAGAUAAUAACAAUCAAUUAGCCAAAACACUUUUAGGCGUUUUAACAAAUAAUGCUGCUUCAAUAAUUAAAUCCAUGGAUCAAAUUGCUGUUGAGCAUAUAG
This is a messenger RNA of Dentiscutata erythropus, 157 nucleotides long. The record is from the annotation of a GenBank genome assembly. Lineage: Eukaryota; Fungi; Glomeromycota; Glomeromycetes; Diversisporales; Gigasporaceae.